UCUUUACCUUUUCUAAACGGUUCUCUUAGAACCACACACCGUUGGUCUUCUAGAUUGUGUUCAUCUUAUUCAUUUUUCUUAUAUUAAAGCUACAUAUCUAAGAAAUUAUAUACUCAAACAACACAUACACUUCUUCACAUGAUGUCUCCCAACAAAAACAACAUUAAAAUCCACGAACACUUCAAAGUUGUUCCUCCAUCAUCCUCAACCCAAACAACAACAACAAUCCCUCUCACUUACUUUGACAUAUUUUGGCUAAGGUUCCAUCCAGUAGAACGUGUUUUCUUUUACACCCUCCCAAAUUCACAAUCACACCCCUCUUCUUUCUUCCAAAAGCUUGUUCCAAUUCUCAAAUCUUCACUUUCUUUAACCCUCCAACACUUUCCUCCUUUAGCCGGUAAAAUCAUUUGGCCUUCGGAUUCUUCAAAACCAUUCAUCAAAUUCAAUCCCGACGAAGACGACGGAGUUUCAUUACUAAUUGCAGAAUCUGAUUUAAAUUUCAACAAUCUCGUUGAAAACUCACCACAAGAAGCUUCGUUAUCUCGUUCGCUUAUACCCUAUCUAGAAUCAACAGAAUCUUUUGCUUCUGUUGUCUCAAUUCAAAUAACCCUUUUUCCAAAUAAUGGUUUUUCCAUUGGUAUCAGCACACACCAUGCAGUUCUUGACGGAAAAUCUUCAACCAUGUUCAUCAAAGCAUGGGCUUAUCUAUGCAAAAAAAUCAUCGAAACCGAAGACGAAUCACCAACUUUGUUACCAGAUUUAGAGCCUCUAUUCAACAGAGAAAUCAUCAAAGACCCGAAUCAACUUGCUGCAAAAUUCACAGAACACAUGAAUGAGAUGGCAACAAAGAUGUUCCCAAAUGAAAAACCAAACCAUCGAAACCUAAAGAUAUUACCUUUCGAACCUAAACUCGAAGACUCUCUUCGCGCUACGUUCAAGCUCACACGCGAUGAUCUGGAUAUAAUCAAGCAAAGGGUGUUAUCGAAAUGGGAAAUAUUCGAAACAAAUGCAUCAAAGCCACAAACCCUAUCCUCUUUUAUUCUCACUUGUUGUUAUUCACUAGUUUGCAUUGCAAAAGCUAUUCAUGAAGUGGAAAAAGAGAAAGAGAAGUUUGGUUUUAUUUUCUCAGUAGAUUGUAGAGCAAGGUUAGAGCCACCAAUACCAAGUAACUAUUUUGGAAACUGUGUUUGGGGGAUCAUCAUUGAUUCACAACCGUUGGAUUUUAUAAAAGAAGAUGGUGACUUUUUGGUUGCUAAGUGCAUGCAUGAGAGAAUAAAGAUGAUAAAUAAGAAUAUGUUUGGUAAAUUUGGUCCUAUGAUGAAUCAAGGGAUUGAAGUGAUUGCAUUGGCGGGGUCUAAUAGAUUUGGUGUUUAUGAGAUUGAUUUUGGUUGGGGGAGGCCGGAGAAGGUGGAGAUAGUGUCGAUUGAUAGAGGUUUGACUAUUGGUUUGGCAGAGAGUAGAGAUGGGAAUGGUGGAGUUGAAGUUGGAGUAGUUCUUAAGAAAGAUGUGAUGGAUCACUUUAGGGAUUUGUUUGUUGAAGGACUAUGUAGGAGUUAGAUUAGAAGAAGUUUUUGACUAUAGUGAUUAAGUAAGGUCUUGAUAUGAAUACAUUUCAAGUUUGUCUUUU
This is a messenger RNA of Vicia villosa (hairy vetch), 1627 nucleotides long. Its product is annotated as phenolic glucoside malonyltransferase 1-like. The record is from RefSeq and is a predicted model, not a curated record. Lineage: Eukaryota; Viridiplantae; Streptophyta; Magnoliopsida; Fabales; Fabaceae. The transcript has a single exon. The coding region runs from base 139 to 1557 and encodes 472 amino acids.